This is a messenger RNA of Phyllotreta striolata, 1482 nucleotides long. Lineage: Eukaryota; Metazoa; Arthropoda; Insecta; Coleoptera; Chrysomelidae. The record is from the annotation of a GenBank genome assembly.
AACAAAACUAAAAUAAGGAAUUCCCCAUUUCCGGGGAAUUCCUCGAUCUAGUGGCAACGCCGCAGGAAGCGCACUUACAGGCACUUACCUAUACCGUUCAAAAUAAUACAGCAAAGAAGACACCGGUAACUUAUUCCUGCGGCAUAAUAGACGAGCGAGCGAGAUCGAAAAAAAAAAAAUAAAAAUACCAAAGCCGAAAAUUGUCAUUAAAAUUAACGAAGCGAUAGUGCAGUGAGUUCUUUUACCGAACGCGGACCUAUUUCAUUCCCGGUGCAUUUAAGAUGGGUUACUUGGAGUUCAUCAAGAGAUUCACCUGGUGCUGGUACGAAGCGGCGGCCGAAGGGAUUUUCCGGGCCUCCACCAGACUGGCGGAGCUGGUCGUGGUGGCCGUCCUGGCCCUUUACUACUUCGCCGAGUCGUUCGCGCUGACCUUGGCCCCCUCCUUCAUGGUACCGGAGAAGGACUUGGCCGGGAAAACGGCGCUGAUCACCGGCGGAGCCGGCGGAGUGGGCAGGGAGCUGGUGCUCAGAUUGGCCAAGCAUGGGCUCACCGUCAUCGUGUGGGACAACAACGAAAAAGCUUUGGACAAAUUAAAGAGCGACUUGAGCAAGAAGGAUUUCACCAUACACACCUACACAGUGGACAUAUCCGACAGAGAAUUGGUUUACAAAAACGCUAAAUUCGUGAAAGAAGAAUUCGGUCCGGUGGAUAUUCUAAUCAACAACGCAGGCGUGGUGUGUGGACAAACCUUCCUGGAUAUCCCCGAUUACAUGAUAGAAAAAACCUUCAAAGUCAACGUAAUCUCGCAUUAUUGGACGACGAAAUCGUUUUUACCGGACAUGAUGAAACGAAGAAGCGGCCAUAUUGUCACAGUAGGAAGCCUCACAGGUUUACUUGGAAUGUACAAAUGCGUGGAUUACAGCGCUUCCAAAUUCGCCACCAUCGGCUUCCACGAAAGCCUGAUGACGGAAUUAAAAGCACACGGUCACCACAAGAUCAAAAUGUCUUUGAUUUGUCCCUACUUCAUCAACACCGGCAUGUUCGACGGCUGCAAGCCCAGAAACAUGCCCAUGCUGGAGCCUAAAGAUGUAGCCAGGAGGAUAAUCACAGCUAUAAAAAGGGACGAGGUUUUCGUUACUUUACCCGGAUUUGCUAGGUACACGUUACCUCUCAAACAUUUUCUGCCGUGGAAACUGACGUGGGCUUUGGUGAUCAAGGUGAUUCAAAUGCCGCAAUCGAUGAUGGGCAUGAGGGCAUUCCAAGAGGUGGAGGCGGCGUAAAAGAGCAGUUUAAUUUAGUAGAAAUAUCAUUCCGAGACUUUAUCGUUCGUAAUUAAUUAAAAUGUAAUUACCGAAUAGUUCGGGGUCAAUGAUUAAUCCGUUAAAUAUCGGUCGUCGAAUGAUAACUCGUAAUAUCUGUGUGAUAAGGUGUAUAUGUUCGCUGUAACCUCUUUAAUUAAUUCGUGGGUAUAAUGAAAUUCAC